ACAGCUUGGUUUACUUCGGAAUAAGACUCUAUCGGCAACAGAGGUUGGCAUGGGUACCAGAACAACAGAAUCGUAGCAGAGAAAAGGAAAGUGCCGAUAAGAUGCCAGCACUUCGCAAAUUACUCCACGCCGGCCACGAUGACGAUGACGAGGCAUUCGAGCCCAGCCAUUAUGACCUCACAGCGCCGGGUUGUACAGGUGGCGACCCCUGGAUAUGGCAACAUUUGCAACAGUGCGUGGAAGGACCGCAGCAGUUGCUAGGAUUUAUCAUGGGCAUGCUUGCGAUAGCUGUAUGGAUUGUGAUACAUGUUAUACUUUUACGCCUCCGCCAUGAGCAAUACACAUCCAAGAAGGCGUGGUUCUCCGCCCUCGUCCUCCUUCACUUCACAGCGCCUGACUGCCUCAGCUUGCUCGGAGCUAUCCUCGCCAAACAACUCUCUAGCCAAAUCAUACUUGCCAGCUAUUUGGUGCUUGCCGACAUUGCUUUCUGGAUUUACUUUGCCCUGGUCAAAAUUUACCAAAAUGGGGGAUGGUGCUUUCAGAGAUGUAAAGGCAAUAAAUAUAACUAUUUCGAAAAAGACCGCAAUAUGAACAAUCUAGUAUUUGUGACGCCGUUCGUGAUAUCCUUCAUGUACUUAGGAUCUUGGUUCCACUGGAGUAAACAAUGGACGCCAUUGGGGUCAUCUAAAAUAGGGACCGGCCUCCCCAUGAUGACGCACCGGACCCGGGUUCUAUUGCAUGCUGACCAUGGCGGCCCCGACAUUGAGAUCGAGGUUGACUUUAUGAGAGAAUUGUUGCCAAAAAUAGGUUACGGACUGGGCGUGGCGGCCAUCUUGUUCACGUGGUCUGCGCUGCUCCACCAAUCACAGUGGGUUUUUCAGGAAAAGAAGGUUCCAAAGGCACAUAUCGUCAUUAAUAUGCUAAUGAUACUUGCUGACGUACUAUACCUCAUUAGCAUAUUCAUGCAGAGUGUGGAAACUGGAUUUAUUCUUCAAACGCUACCGUGGACCAUGACGCGGAUGGGUACCAUUGGGUUGAAUGUAGGCAUUUUAUUCCAAGCCUAUUUAAACAUCACCCAGAGAUUAGCGGGCCACGAGAUAAACAACGAUGUAGCCAUGAUUCUAAGGAGCAACGAAAUGGAGGAUAUGGUCGAGACAGAAGAAGACGAAGGAAGCGGUGAGGACUGCCCUCUAUUGGAGGUGCCAAAGAAAAACAAAUAUAUCCGAAAGAUGAGACGAAUGGCCCGGCAAAUGGAGAAGCAGGAAAAAGGACAGUCCUCUGAAGAUGAAUUAUUUUCUGACGAUGAAAACAAAAAGACUGUGAUUCCCCAUUCAGACAUCGAGCUAGAAUUAGACUUAACCGAUGAAACACUUCAGUAUGAACUCUCGAACGAAGAAGUUUACAACAUCUUAGCAGCAGAGGAUAGACAAGAAACGACACUCCCUGGACAACAUUCGACACACGCCGUGUUACCAAUAGGGUCACCUGGCGAAGAUUCGAAUGAAGAAAACGAAACCGUUAUAUAUUUUCAUGAAAAGACAGAAACGCUAGCGAGAGCGGAUGAUGAAGCCAGUGAUAGUUUAGUGAAAACUGGUUCUAAGGAUUACCACCAGACGGUGUUCCUUACAGACGAAAGCCUCCUGAAUUCACCUGGGUAUGCGGUUCCGGAAAAGUGAGCUCUUCCGAGGAUAAAAGGGCGUGGAUACCAAAUUCACGGGCGCAUUGUCCUUAUAGACUUCUCUUUCCUGAAUUGAGGUACUGUUGUGUAAAUACCCAACAAGUCACAAGGAAACGAUUAUGAUAGGUCUAGUUUUUAACUGACGGCGUUUUGAAAAGAAUCGUUUUGACAUCGCGUGAUAAAGUCAUAGCCGUACAGGUGAUCAAGAGCGCAACGAAGUCCAAAGCUAAGCGGAAACUAUGGUACCAUAAGCGCUAUCUUAUCAACAGUUCUGUUACAUUUUAGGCAGAAUGUUGGACCCGCAGUGGGAAAGCCAUCCGCGCUCAGAAUACUCCCAGGAAUGGCUUGAACAGAGCGUACAAUAGUUCUCCGGCGGCGGCCGCAGCACGGAGAGAAUGCCAGGGCGACCCACGGGAGUCGAAACCACCAUCUCAUCAGGGUAGACUCCCGAGGUAGCUCAUUCUCCAUUCUAAACGUUGUCUUCUUCUUAUGAAGGCGGGAGGACUGAGGCCGUCAACACUGCGUCAGGAGUGUACACUAGAGAGGAAAAAAGCGGUUGUUUUGGUCAAAUUUGCUCAACGUGCCUCUGUAAGAAUACCAAGUCAUUGAUGGACUUGAUGGCCAGUUUCGAAUAAAUCAUCUUUUUAUACA
Molecule: messenger RNA, 2329 nt
Organism: Lineus longissimus
Lineage: Eukaryota; Metazoa; Nemertea; Pilidiophora; Heteronemertea; Lineidae
Product: lysosomal amino acid transporter 1-like
Exons: 11
Coding region: 102-1676 (524 amino acids)
Cellular component (GO): membrane
Source: RefSeq, a predicted model, not a curated record